AUGACUAUCCUUUCUGAGGGAGAUAUGGAGCUAAGGCCUGAUGAAGAGGCUCCAGCGCAGGAGAAACGCAGCGAUGUACGGCGCCUCGAGCUCAACCACGGCGAGCACCAAGACUCCACGUUAUAUCGGUUCGAUAAAGGAUGUAACAUCCGUUUUUCACCUGGACCCAGUCUGAUGGGACGCAAAGUGUAUCUAUACACAAAUUAUAUUGUUAUCGAUAAAGCAUUGCCAGCAGAGAAAACUGACCUGAUAGAAUUCGACCGCAACCAGUAUUAUUUACUGGAAUGGUGUCGUACUACAGUUGAGUCGAAUUCAGGCGAAGCGAGUCUGACUGAAAACCUGGGUACUGGGUUACUCGUGACCGAUACGGAUGCAUUUUGCGAGUUGCGUUUGGAGCGGGCUGGCUCUUUUCAUUACUAUUUCGUUUAUGAUAGUCCGGAAUCCCGUGUAGGUCCCCAGGGCUCAGGAUGGUUCGCCGUAAACCCCACUCUGUCUGCUGGAGGUUGCGAGCUGCCUUUGGAUGGCUUGAUGUGUCAGACUGUCCUCACCAAAUGCUUGGGUCCAUUGGCCCGUUGGGAACGUACUUUGCGAGUUGCACACGAGUCUGGUUACAAUAUGAUACAUUUUACUCCAGUUCAGGAGUUGGGGGCGUCUCGGUCGAGCUACAGCAUUGCAGACCAAAUGAAACUGAAUCCACGUUUCAAUGACCCCUCCACUGGUCGAACGGCGACUUUCGCUGACCUCGAAAAGCUGAUUUCAAAGAUGCACAACGAUUGGAAGAUGCUGGGCAUAUGCGACGUGGUACUAAACCACACGGCGAACGAAACCCCCUGGCUCGCAGACCAUCCUGAGGCAACUUACAAUUGUGCAGAAUGUCCCCAUUUGCGUCCCGCUGCCCUAUUAGAUGCGGCACUAGCCAGGUUUUCAGCCCGCGUGGGCACUGGUCUGCUCGCUCCAGCUAUACCAGCAGAGGUGUGCACCCACGAGCAAGUUCAGGCGGUGCGCCAAGCCUUUGAACCAGAAGUGGCCGGGUUACGACUUCACGAGAUGUAUUCGUGCGAUGUGGAGCAGUUGCAUCGUCGCUUCUUGCAAGUGGCUGCCAGCAGGGUUCCAGGUGCGAGUAGUGCUCCCAGCGCUUCCGAGCUUCGUCUUGAGUUAGACCCACUCCGUCGUCGUCUCGCAGCCACUGUCGACAUGGAGUUGGCUCAGCAGAUCUACAAUGUUUACAGGUCCGAUUGUCAAGAGGAAGAAGAACGUGUCGUUCGCUGUGGAGCGGCUUUCAAAGCACGAUUGGAGGAGUUGAAUUCUGCUGCUCUAACUGCUAUGCAAGAUCAUCUCCGUAAUGCCCUUGAUAACUGCCUCGCGGGCAUGCAAUACGAACGUUUACAAAGCGACGGGCCGCGUGUACGCGAAGUCAGCGUCCGUCACCCCCUCGUUCCUUGCUACUUCACUUUGCCGGAAAAGCUCGAUGAUAUCGCAGAAGUCGAGGCUUACAUUUACGGCGAUAUGGGUAGGCUGGUUAUGGCUCACAACGGGUGGGUAAUGGGUGCCGACCCAUUGCAAGAUUUCGCUGCAAAGUCCCAAGACGCCCGGGUCUACCUCCGGCGCGAGCUAGUGGCGUGGGGGGACAGCGUCAAGCUGCGGUUCGGUGCACGACCAGCGGACAGCCCAUGGCUAUGGGCGCACAUGCGCGACUACGUGCAGCUCACGGCUACUCUGUUUGAUGGUCUUCGUCUCGACAAUUGUCACUCUACACCACUCCAUGUUGCUGAGUACAUGGUGGACUGCGCACGCGCAGUGAAGCCCGAGCUAUAUGUAGUAGCAGAACUAUUUACCAAUUCAGCUCAAGUCGACAAUAUCUUCGUCAAUCGGCUCGGAAUAACCUCCUUGGUCCGUGAAGCGUUAAGCGCGUGGGACGCCCAUGAGCAAGGCAGACUAGUUUAUCGUUAUGGCGGCAGACCGGUGGGCGCUUUCCUUAACCCACCCCGCUACGCCAUUGUCCCAGCCGUGCCUUCCGUUGCGCAUGCGAUGCUGCUUGAUCAGACUCAUGACAAUCCAUCACCUGUCAGCAAGAGGUCACUCUUCGACUUGCUGCCGUCUGCAGCCCUAGUCGCGUUCGCCGCUUGUGCCACAGGCUCCACACGUGGUUAUGAUGACCUGGUACCACACCACAUACACGUGGUGGAUGAAGAACGCCUCUACCCGGCCUGGGCUGAUGGAGAUGAACCCCCAGAAGCGUCUGUCAAGGUAGAAGAUGGGUUACUGGCUGCGCGAUUGGCUCUUAACCAGUUGCACAGGCAGAUGGCAACCGAUGGAUACACUGAAGUUUUUGUUGAUCAGAUGGAUGAAGAUGUAGUUGCAGUUACCAGGCACCACCCAGUUUCGCGUAAGUCUGUGAUCCUGGUAGCGUACACUGCGUUCCGUUCACCGAAUCCCUCCGCUGGACCGCGUCAGUUGCGCCCCCUACGUUUCGAGGGACAGCUGAGUGAGAUCGCCCUCGAAGCCCGUUUACGUCACAAGAAACACGCUGAUAGCGGGCGGCCAUACGAGCCACCUGGAGAACAUAUUCGCCACCCGGAAUACAUCAACGGAUUAAAGGAGUACGCAGUGGAGGUGGCUCGCGACGUGCCCGUGGCGCAGUCUCGGGUGUUCGCAGUCGAGAGACGCGAGGGUGCGCACACGGUGCUGGAGUGGCGCGCUUUAGAGCCUGGGAGCAUUGCCGUGGUGCGCGUAGCCCCGGCCGGACCCCACGCGGCAGCCUUGGCGACGUUAUCGCGGGUUCUACGAACUUGCCCCACCGCUGACCCGCUCCGGUUAGCACCGGCUCUAACCGAUCUUCACCCGGUCGACUUUAACACUCUGCUUUUCUGCUGCGACGCUGAAGAACGCGAACGCACCUCCGGGGGCACGUACGAGGUGCCCGGACACGGGGCGCUGGUGUACGCAGGUCUACAGGGUAUCGUGUCGUCCUUAGAACCCAUCGUGCGCUCUGAUUCGCUAGGCCAUGCGAUCUGCGAUAACUUGAGGGCCGGCGAUUGGUUGUUGGAGUACCAGUGGCGGAGGUUGGAGAGUAGUGCGCGGUUGGCAUUGGUGGCGGAGCGAUAUCGUGAAGCGUUACGUCCGGUGACUCAGCUGCCGCGCUUUUUGAUACCAGCUUACUUCGCCGCAGUUGUCAACGUGUUGUACACAACAGUACAAACGGCGGCACUGGCUAAACUGCGUGUUCCUCUGACGGGUUCGUUUGCCCGCAAUCUGGCGCUUACGAGUCUUCAGUUGACAGCGCAGUUAAAAUCUGCGCCGCUCCCUGCGCUGUCGCCGCGCCUGGUCCUAGGUGAGGCGAGUGAGAUCGGGUCGAUGUCAGCUGGACUGCCCCACUUCACCGUGGGGUACAUGCGGUGCUGGGGCCGCGACACCUUUAUAGCUUUACGAGGCCUCUACCUACUUACCGGACGCCAUACCGCAGCGCGUUCUCACAUUCUUGGCUUCGCCGCGUGUCUACGUCACGGACUUAUACCGAAUCUGCUCGACGGCGGUCGCAACGCCCGCUACAACUGCAGAGAUGCUGUUUGGUGGUGGCUCUACAGCAUUCAGCAGUACUGCGAUGCGCAGCAGUGUACUACGUUGCUCGCCGAUCCUGUCGCGCGCCUCUUCCCCGCCGAGGGGGCGCCAUCGGAGCAACCGCUGCACGACGUAAUGCAGGAGGCACUGGACACCCACUUCCAAGGACUUGUCUUCCGAGAACGCAACGCCGGCCGUCAAAUCGAUGCGCACAUGUCGGACCGCGGCUUCAACGUCCAGAUUGGAGUCGACCCGGAAACGGGAUUCCCGUUCGGUGGAAACGAGGCUAACUGCGGAACUUGGAUGGACAAAAUGGGCUCCUCUGAGGCGGCGGGAACGCGCGGCCGCCCCGCCACUCCUCGGGACGGUAGCGCCAUAGAGCUAGUUGCGCUCUCCUACAGCACUGUCACCUGGCUAGCUGCGCAGCACCGCGCCGGCCGGUACCCGUACCCAGGCGUGGCGCGGCGCCAUCGUGACGGCACGCUCACCGCCUGGACUUUCGCGCAGUGGGCUGAGCGCAUUCGUCGGUCGUUCGAGCGCCACUUCUGGAUCCCUCCUGUACCCUCGGCGGCGGAUGCGCGGCCGGACCUCGUCCACCGGCGAGCUAUUUACAAGGACUCUCACGGUGCUUCGCAGCCCUGGGCAGACUACCAACUGCGCUGUAACUUCCCGGUGGCGAUGGCGGUAGCGCCGGAUCUCUUCGAUCCCAAACACGCCUGGAUGGCGCUCGACAAUGUGGAGCGGCUCCUUCUCGGCCCGUUGGGCGUCAAGACUCUCGAUCCGGCGGAUUGGGCCUAUCGCGGCGACUACGACAACUCCAACGACAGCACCGACCCGAGCGUGGCGCAUGGUUUCAACUACCAUCAGGGGCCGGAGUGGCUCUGGCCUCUCGGGUUCUACUUGCGCGCUCGGUUAGCCUUCGCGCACCACAACGGUGCACACGCGCGCACCCUCGCCGCGGUGUAUUCUACGUUGGGACCGCACGUGGCCGAGAUCCGCGACUCGCCGUGGCGCGGUCUGCCUGAACUAACCAACGCGGGAGGCGCCUUUUGCCGCGAUUCGUGCCGCACGCAGGCUUGGAGUUCGGCUUGUGUGUUGGAAGCGCUGUAUGAGCCCUAUGAAUGUGUGCCCCCACGUCGCCGUGCGUCUUUGCGUCGAUUAGUGGCCCGUAGAAGGCGGGCACCCCCGCGAUCUAUCCAAGGGGUGCUCUCCACGGUAGUGUACAGCGACCGAUACUUCAGAUACGGCCUGCCGCUGCGGAUCCGUCCUGGGGCAAAGGAGCAUCACGUGCCUCUAGUAGAGGACCGAAGAUGGCCUCCGCGUAUUUCAGCCGUUCUGUUAAACUUAACGUCUCGGGAACCGGUCCCGCCGCGGGCCUUAUAUCUGCCCUUGCGCAGGCGACGACGCGACCUGCCACCGGUGUUCGGGUUGCCGCACGACUAUGAUGCUCAGCUUCUCGGGGCGUACCGGAGCAGAUGUCUCGAAGUAAACUAUAGGCAGGCAUCGGGGUUCAUGAGUGUUGCGGUGGGCCGUCCGACGCGACGUCCGCGUCUUCGCCCGCCCUUGUCCGAUUUCACGAUAGAGAAAACACCGCCGCGUCCGGAAUUCGCUUUAGCUGAGAGUGAGUCUCUGGCGUCAAGUCGUAGCAGUGUCGCCUACUCGCCAAUCGACUUAGAGGAGGGCGAAGGCACCCUGUACGAGGCGAGUACGGUGGCCUACGAGGCGGUGGAGGCGGGGGACGCGAGCGUAGCAGACGCGGCUGACUUCUAUUUGGAAGGGGGGGAUGACAUACAGCGGACUGCGGUGCGCGUAAUAGCAGCGCUUAGCGGGGCGGUGUAUGCGACGGCGCUGCUCGCUUUCUACUUCCUAAGCCUCACCUGA
Messenger RNA from Leptosia nina, 5439 nucleotides. NCBI's taxonomy places the organism in Eukaryota, Metazoa, Arthropoda, Insecta, Lepidoptera, Pieridae. The record is from the annotation of a GenBank genome assembly.